UAAUAAAGAGUCGAAGCAAGAAGAUGUUGAAAUUGGCAUGAAAUUUGGGGAGCGCCUCUGUCAUCAGUUUUCCCCAUCAAGGGGCAGGACGUCUCCACACUGUGCCAGGGUACGACAGACACAAGGUGUGAUCCCCGAUGCUGUCGUCGCGUCGGCUGAAUAGCAGUUAAAGACUACAAGUCGCCCCUCUCCCCUCUCCCCAACAUCUGGCCGAGACUUUUCUGUUUCAAACACCUGCUGCUCUUGUCUCGCUUGUCGCAUACCACCACACAACAAUGCCCGUCGGAUCAGUUCUUGUUACCGGUGGCACCGGAUACAUCGGAGGCUUCACCGCCCUCGCCCUGCUCGAGGCCGACUACAAGGUCGUCAUUGUCGACAACCUGUACAACUCGUCCGAGGAAGUCAUCAACCGCAUCGAGACCAUCUGCGGCAAGCGACCCGCCUUCUACAACGUCGACAUCACCGAUGAGAAGGCGCUCGAGAAGGUCUUCACCGAGCACCCGGACAUUGACAAUGUCAUCCACUUCGCAGCUCUGAAGGCUGUCGGCGAGUCUGGCGAGAUCCCCCUCGAGUACUGGCGCGUCAAUGUCGGCGGCUCCAUCGCCCUCCUGCAAGCCAUGACCCGUCACAAUGUCACAAACAUUGUCUUCUCAUCGUCAGCUACCGUCUACGGUGAUGCAACCCGUUUCGAGGGCAUGAUUCCCAUCCCCGAGCACUGCCCUCUGGGCCCUACAAACCCCUACGGCGACACCAAGUAUGCCAUUGAGAAGCUGAUUGGCACCCACGUCGAGGCACAGCGCAACAACGCUGCGAAGAAGGGCGAAUCCGGUGCCAAGUGGAACGGUGCUCUCUUGCGCUACUUCAACCCCGCCGGCUCCCACCCUAGUGGAAUCAUGGGCGAGGAUCCUCAAGGCAUCCCUUUCAACCUGUUGCCCUUGUUGGCCCAGGUCGCUGUUGGAAAGCGUGAGAAGCUUCUCGUCUUUGGUGAUGACUACGACUCAAGAGACGGCACUGCCAUCCGCGACUACAUCCAUGUCAUUGACCUCGCACAGGGCCAUCUCAAGGCACUCAACUACCUCCGCGAACACCAGCCCGGCGUUCGCGCAUGGAACCUCGGCACUGGCAGAGGCUCGACCGUUUUCGAGAUGGUCAAGGCCUUCUCGCACGCCGUUGGACGCGACCUGCCAUACCAGGUCGUCGACCGCAGAGCCGGUGACGUUCUGAACCUGACUGCCAACCCUGCCAGAGCCAACGAGGAACUCAAGUGGGAGACCAAGCUUUCACUCGAAGAUGCAUGCCGCGACCUGUGGAGAUGGACUGAGAACAACCCCCAGGGCUACAGACAACAACCGCCGAAAGAGUUUGUGGAGAAGGCCAUCGCUGCUCGCAAGUAAGCGUGCAAGGUUGGAGGACGACGGUAAUGGCUUGAAGACAUUCUUUUUUUCGCACGCAUAGAUUUUGAUGUUACGGACGCUUUUUCCAGAGGCUGG
Messenger RNA from Aureobasidium pullulans EXF-150, 1490 nucleotides. RefSeq names its product UDP-glucose 4-epimerase. The transcript is spliced from 3 exons. Gene Ontology annotation, molecular function: UDP-glucose 4-epimerase activity. The record is from RefSeq and is a predicted model, not a curated record. Lineage: Eukaryota; Fungi; Ascomycota; Dothideomycetes; Dothideales; Saccotheciaceae. Gene Ontology annotation, cellular component: cytosol. Bases 276 to 1394 code for a protein of 372 amino acids. Gene Ontology annotation, biological process: beta-D-galactose catabolic process via UDP-galactose, Leloir pathway.